UGCACCCUCACUUCUGCAUGUUUUUUUUUACGUUUGUCUUUCUCUUCAUCUCAAUCACAGCACUGACAAGAUGACCCAAAAGACGACUGCCUCCCAGUUACACUGUUCGACAGAUUCGUCUACGCUUCAAGAGGAAGCACGAGAAGAGGGUGUUCCUUUACCACCACCUGAUGGAGGAUACGGCUGGUUUUGUGUAUUAGCGCAAUUCUUGAUCAACGGCUUUACUUGGGGCGUGGUGGCAAGCUACGGCGUAUAUCUCGCCCAUUACCUCUCGCACGAUCUAUUUCCUGAAGCUAGACCACUCGAUUAUGCAUUUAUCGGAGGCUUCAAUUUUGCCUUUGCGCUUCUAGUUGCUCCUCUAGCGACACCACUCGUACGGAUAUAUGGUGUGAGAACGCCUAUGUUCUUCGGUAUUCUCUUUCUCGCGGCAGGAUUCAUUUCGGCAUCAUAUGCUACCGAAGUAUGGCAUCUAUACUUAUCGCAGGGGGUAUGUGUGGGCGUCGGGGUCGGCCUUGUAUACAUCCCAGCCACUUCAGUUAUCCCUCAAUGGUUCUCUAAGAAGCGCAGUUUGGCGAAUGGAAUUUGCGCAUCCGGAUCGGGAAUAGGUGGCCUCAUCAUCUCCUUUUCAACUCAAGGAUUGCUAGAUACUGUCGGUCUAGCGUGGUCACUGCGAAUAACCGCUGUGAUAGUUUUUGUCGUCAACGUGAUCGCAACGCUGCUGAUGCGAUCCCGGAAUGAGGUUAUCAAACCAGACCUAGAUAUCUUCAACUUCCGCCUUCUCGUCUCCUACCAAGUGAAGUUGUUGUUAGGAUGGUCUUUCAUUCUCAUGUUUGGCUAUAUCACCUUGUCGUUUUCAUUGUCCGAUUAUGCGUUGGCCAUUGGUAGAUCGCACGAAGACUCAGCAAGGGUAGUCGCAAUUCUCAAUCUUGGUACUGCAAUAGGACGACCGUUCAUAGGUUUAUUGAGCGACCGAUGUGGCCGGGUUGAAGUGGCUGCGAUUGCUACCUUCAGCUGCGGUGUACUUGUAUUUAGCCUUUGGCUACCGAGUACCAACUACUACGUGCUGAUUGCAUUCUCUUUGAUAAGCGGAUCCAUACUGGGCAUCUUCUGGGUGGCUAUUGCACCACUCGCGGCGGAUAUUGUUGGCUUGAAACAGCUUCCUUCAUUCCUAAAUACUGUAUGGUUUUCUGUAGUACUGCCAUGUUCUUUUGCCGAGGUCAUCGCACUUGAACUUAGAUGUCAAGAUUUGGGGCUACGGUCCUAUAUUUACGCCCAGGUAUUUGCCGGAUCCUCUUAUAUCCUGGCAAGUCUGCUCUUGUUCGAGCUUUGGAGAUCACGCAGAGCAGGGAAUAGCUCAGAAUAG
Xylaria bambusicola is the source of this 1363-nucleotide messenger RNA. Its product is annotated as MFS transporter, MCP family, solute carrier family 16, member 6. Gene Ontology annotation, molecular function: transmembrane transporter activity. The transcript has 4 exons. The record is from RefSeq and is a predicted model, not a curated record. The coding region runs from base 71 to 1363 and encodes 430 amino acids. Gene Ontology annotation, biological process: transmembrane transport. NCBI's taxonomy places the organism in Eukaryota, Fungi, Ascomycota, Sordariomycetes, Xylariales, Xylariaceae.